Molecule: messenger RNA, 2332 nt
Organism: Bactrocera neohumeralis
Lineage: Eukaryota; Metazoa; Arthropoda; Insecta; Diptera; Tephritidae
Product: putative nuclease HARBI1
Exons: 4
Coding region: 1180-2253 (357 amino acids)
Source: RefSeq, a predicted model, not a curated record
AUGAUAGGAUUCUGGAAAACGGGUUGCUUACGGCUAGACUGAAAAAGGUAGUACAGGGUUGCUAAAGGAUAGUGUUGUAAACGUAACAAAGGGUUGCUUAUAAGCGGUGAAUACGGCGUUGCCACAUAUAUACAAACUUCUUUAUAAAUUUAACGGAUGAGUUUAACGGACAAUUGCGGUAUCGACCUGUCUCUUCUUUUAUUUUCGUUCCAUUUUUUCUGUAUACAUUUCUGCACAUAUAUAAAACUUAUUUAUUACAUAAAAAAGUGAAGUCAUUGCGUUCAUAGAGAGUAUAUGAGAUGGGCGUAAAACCGAGGCUUUAUUUAUCCAUUUUACCAUUGUGUGAAUUAUUUAUUGUAGUGGUUGCUGGUGAAUAACUCUUGGAUUUUCUUCACACCAAAGUCGAGAGUUUUGUUUAUUUACCGCACCACUCUGAUGAAACUGAGCUUCAUCAGAGAAGGUAAAUUUAAAAAUUUAUUGAACCAAUCGCUACAAUUCUUUAAAAACUUUAAAAAUAGGCUCCUUCUGCGUCGAUGCUGCGCUGGCAGCGCGAUUUCCAAGCAUUGAAGGCGUCACCGAAGGCUUUCACCGGAAUAGCCUUGAGAGUCGAGGUGCUUGUGCUUGGUUCCCCUCUGUCCUCUCAAAACAAUCGGAACAUUGCCUCCUUGUAUCGGGAUCAUACUCAAAGAUCCAUUACUUAUCACCUGUGAUCACGUUAUUCAAAAAUUGGGGGUCACUUUCACACAUGUUCAAAUUUUCUUGCCACAUUUUCACUCAACGCAAUUUCUGGUCGUCAGUGAGCACUUUUGGGAUCAUCUUCGCGACACCUUGCGAAUGUUCAAGUGCUCCGUCAUAAUGUCAUGUACCACAAAUAUUGAUAACUUGAACAUCUGGGCAAUUAAACGAAAACUUAUGCCGGUAUUGUCACUGGCGAAGCGAAUGCAUUGGCGAGUCGAAUGUUUUAGGCGAAAAUUCGCCAUGUUCAUAUUGUGACUGGCGAAAGAACACAUUCGCUCAACUUUUUUGUUGCCAUACUAAAAUAAUUGAGAAAUGUCACACGAGUUCAUCCGAAAUUGACAUAUUUGACGUAUUAUUGUUAUUGUUUUCGAAUUUUAUCAUUCGCUUAUUCGUUAUUGUGUGUUUUGAAAUUUUACCGUGAUUUUAAAAAAGUGAAUAAAAAUGUUUAACAACGUAGAUUUAUAUUUUGAAAACAGUGUUGUUGAAAGGACAACAGCGAAGUUACUUAGGCAGCGACGGUUCAUCAGAGAUCACUCUAAUCCCAUGGAACUUUCUUCAGUGUUAUUUAAAGAAAACUUUCCGUUAAGUAAGGAUGCAUUUAUGUAUGUGCUAGACAGCAUAAAGGAAAAAUGUCCGACUAACCUAUCGUCGUCAAUAUCGCCGAUGUUGAAAUUGUGCUGCUUUCUCAGAUUUUUGGCUCAUGGGAGCUAUCAGCAAACAGUGGGAAAUGAUUUCGAACUAGGUAUUGCACAGCCCACUGUUUCGUUGAUUUUUAAGGAAAUGCUUCCAAUAUUGGAAUCCACUCUGUGCAGUGUCCGGAUCAAAACAGACAUAACUGAAGAGCAGAAACGAACAGCAAGAAGGAAUUUUUUCACCAGAUCAGGAAUUCCAAAUGUGGUUGGUUGCGUUGAUGGAACCCAUGUUGCAAUUAUUGCACCAUGUGAGAACAAGCACUUAUAUGUGAAUAGAAAAGGAUUUUACAGCAUAAAUGCGAUGAUUGCAUGCGAUGAGGAUAUGGUUAUACGGCGUGUUGAUGCAAGAUAUGGAGGAUCUAGCCACGAUUCAUUUGUGUGGAACAAUCGCGCUUUAAAAACAUAUCUGGAGCAAACAUACCAAAAAGGAGAUCAUAAUUCGGUUUACUUAGGUGAUUAUGGUUAUCCACUACACGAGUAUCUAUGGACGCCUUUCCGAAACGCUUUACCAGGAACAGUGGAAUCAAAUUUUAAUAAGAAACAUGCAAAGGCAAGGAACGUAGUUGAACGGACAAUUGGAGUGCUGAAAUGCCGUUUUCGUUGUAUACUUGGUGAACGUAAACUACGAUAUCCUCCUAGUAAAGCAACUGUUAUUGUAAAUGUUUGUUGUGCUUUACACAAUAUUUGCAAACAAUAUAAUGUGAAUGAUCCUGAAGAAGAAACUUUUGUUGAUGUGGUAGUACCACUGGAACCAGUUGAAGGAAACUUCAGUGGAACAGCAGCAGAUCAUCGCCGAAGACAAAUUGCGAAUGCAUUGUCAUAAUAUAGUUGCAUCCCUAAAAUAUAUGUAAAGUAUAUGUAACAUAACUACAAUAAAAUAACUGAAAUUAAUUUUGAAUUGC